Theobroma umbraticum is the source of this 579-nucleotide messenger RNA. RefSeq names its product homoarginine-6-hydroxylase 2-ODD-C23-like. The record is from RefSeq and is a predicted model, not a curated record. Lineage: Eukaryota; Viridiplantae; Streptophyta; Magnoliopsida; Malvales; Malvaceae.
AUGUCGCGGAGGAAUUCUAAGCAUUUCAAGGGAUACGAAAGGCUUAAAGAAAAUAUAACCAAAGGCGUGCCUGACUUGCUGGAAGCUAUCGAUUUCUAUAAAGAAAUAAAAAAGGGGACGUAUGGAACUUAUGGAGAGAUUAUGUCAGGAUAUAACCAAUGGCCACAAGAUCCUCCAAACUUCAAAACGACGAUGGAGGAGUAUUUCAGCCUUUGCACAGAUCUUUCAAGAAAAAUUAUGCGAGGGAUAGCUUUGGCACUGGGAGCAUCACCAGACGAAUUCGAAGGUGAAAGGGGUGGAGAUGCAUUUUGGAUGGUUCGUCUGAAUGGUUACCCUGGAAUUUCCCUUGUAGAUGGUCAAGACAUGCAAGAAAAUGAGAUUGGUUGUGGGAUUCACACAGACUAUGGUUUGCUAUCUCUGAUUAAUCAAGAUAAUGAUAUCACUGCACUUGAGGUGAGAAACCUUUCUGGUGAGUGGAUAGCAGCUAUUCCAAUUCCUGGAACGUUUGUUUGCAGCGUUGGUGACAUGUUAAAGCUUAAUUAUGUCUGGAAGCAUGAGCAAUCUAAAUUGAUAAAUUAA